Molecule: messenger RNA, 921 nt
Organism: Pseudophryne corroboree (corroboree frog)
Lineage: Eukaryota; Metazoa; Chordata; Amphibia; Anura; Myobatrachidae
Product: putative nuclease HARBI1
Exons: 2
Coding region: 1-921 (306 amino acids)
Source: RefSeq, a predicted model, not a curated record
AUGUCGCUCCUGACCGAGAUUAGGGAGAACAAGCCAGAGGACUAUCGGAACUACCUGCGAAUGGAUGACGCUACUUUCCAGGAGUUGCUGGGCUUUGUGACUCCCUACAUCGAGAGGCAAGACACCAAGAUGCGGAGGGCCAUCCCUGCUGAGGAGAGGCUGACUGCUACGCUGAGGUUCCUGGCCACAGCGUUGGAGGACCUGAAGUUCGGGACCUUCAUCUCCCACCAGGCUUUGGGUCGGAUAAUCCCUGACACCUGCAAGGCCAUUGUGAAGCUCCCUGCAAGUACAUCUCAAUGGCAACCCGUGGCAGAGGAGUUUGCCACCACCUGGCAUUUCCCGAACUGUGGUGGAGCGAUAGAUGGCAAGCACGUCCGCAUCAACCCCCCUGCAAACAGCGGCUACUUUUAUUUUAGUUAUAAAGGGUAUUUCAGCAUCGUGCUGAUGGCAGUGGUGAAUGCCAACUAUAAAUUCAUAUGUAUUGACGUUGGCAAAAACGGUCAUGCAUCAGAUGGUGGCUCGCUGAAGAAUACCACCUUCUAUGAGCGGCUCACCACAAAGACCCUGAACUUGCCAUCUAGGGAGCAAACCCAGCACGGCCUCAAUUUUGGUUUCAUGGCUGAUGAGGCAUUCACACUUCACGAGAGCGUUAUGAAGCCGUACCAAAGGCAGCUUAUAAGGGAGAAGCGCAUCUACAAUUUUAGGCUUUCCCGGGCACGACGAAUUGUAGAGAACACUUUUGGGAUCCUGUCUAGCCGCUUCCGCAUAUUCCUUAUGGCUAGCAAUUUGCAGGUGGAGAAGAUUGAUUGGGUGGUGUCUGCGUACUGUAUUCUGCAUAACUAUUUGCGCAGCAAAACCACCCAGCAUAGGACACAGCCCAGAGGAGUGUCAGGAGACCCAGACCCUGAACACCCAGAGUAG